CGUCGCGUCUAGCGCUGUACCGAUUGGCUAGUUGACAUAGAGGACCUACUCGUUGGGUUUUGAACGCAAUCAACGCAAUCGUGUAAGCUGCGUAAGUUUGGACUGACUGCUGACUGCGCGGCAUUGUUUUCGUAAUGGCUUCACAAAAUGUUGACCCACUGGCCCAAGAAGAGCACGCUAAGAGCAGCGACGAGCUACGGAGGGUUGACUCCGGAAGGCAUUCGGUUGCAAAAAGGCUUCAACAGGAGCUGAUGACACUUAUGAUGGGUGGUGACAAGGGUAUUUCUGCAUUCCCUGAUGGUGACAAUCUUUUUCGAUGGAUCGGCACAAUACAUGGACCACCAGGAACAGUUUAUGAGAAAUUGGUGUAUCGGCUGAGGCUGGAGUUCCCUAGUGCCUACCCCUAUGAAAGCCCACAGGUCCGUUUUGAAACUCCUUGCUUUCAUCCCAAUGUGGAUGCUCAGGGGAACAUAUGUCUUGACAUCCUCAAAGAAAAGUGGACUGCUUUGCUAGAUGUUCGCACUGUGCUGCUCUCUAUUCAGUCAUUGCUGGCAGAACCCAAUGUGUCAAGCCCCCUGAAUGGCUAUGCUGCUGAGCUCUGGAGUAAUCAGGUCCUAUACAAGAAGGUGCUGCUGGAAAAGUAUGAGAAGAAAAACAAAAACCUGGAAUCUUAGAGUGCCACGAGUGGUCACCUCACUGGAGUUUCUCUGGCAAAAGUGCUUUUUUAUGGGUUUUAUGGGCAGGGGGACCAAGGCAGGCGAGGUGCAAAGUGUGCACUAUUCUUGGAAACAUGCAAGAGAGCACGAGCUGUAAGUUAUUUGAGCGCAUUUUGGAUGCACAAAAGUCUGUGCUGGUUUGUUGCCAGCAGAUGCAACUUUUACAUAUGAAAGAAGUCAUGAGUAGCAAAGGAGUCAUUUUUAUUUUUAUGUGUGCAAAUAAAGUUCUGUACAGUUGA
Messenger RNA from Rhipicephalus sanguineus (brown dog tick), 955 nucleotides. Its product is annotated as ubiquitin-conjugating enzyme E2 C. NCBI's taxonomy places the organism in Eukaryota, Metazoa, Arthropoda, Arachnida, Ixodida, Ixodidae. The transcript is spliced from 5 exons. The coding region runs from base 135 to 674 and encodes 179 amino acids. The record is from RefSeq and is a predicted model, not a curated record.